Psilocybe cubensis is the source of this 1323-nucleotide messenger RNA. Its product is annotated as Zinc-type alcohol dehydrogenase-like protein. Bases 1 to 1323 code for a protein of 440 amino acids. The record is from RefSeq and is a predicted model, not a curated record. Gene Ontology annotation, molecular function: zinc ion binding; oxidoreductase activity. The transcript has 9 exons. NCBI's taxonomy places the organism in Eukaryota, Fungi, Basidiomycota, Agaricomycetes, Agaricales, Agrocybaceae.
AUGCAAGCUGCAGCCAACACCGCGCAAAACUACCUCGGCCCUCUCGAUACGACUGUUCAUCCGGAAUACAAGCAUGCUGAAGAUGGUUCAACAAUGCGAGCAUUGGCAUGGUUUGGUAACAAGGAUGUGCGGAUGGUUGAUGCCCCUAUCCCAGCCAUCACGGAACCGGACGACGUCAUCGUGAAGGUGACGGGAACGACUAUUUGCGGAUCAGACCUUCAUUUAUAUCAUGGGGAAAUCAUGACGAUGCAGAAAGGAGACAUUCUCGGCCAUGAGUUCAUGGGAAUUGUCGAUAAAGUAGGCCCCAAUGUGACCCAUCUCCGUCCCGGACAGCGAGUGGUUGCAUCGUUCCAAAUCGCUUGUGGCAAAUGCGAAUAUUGCAAAAAGAGACUGUCAUCGUUUUGCGACAGAACAAACAAUUCGUCUCUACAAAACUACAUGUACGGUCAGCGCGACGCCGGCUUUUUUGGUUACUCACACUUCACCGGAGGAUUCCCGGGAGGGCAAGCAGAGUUUGUGCGCGUCCCUCUUGGAGAAGUGAAUCUCUUGCCGAUACCCGACAACGUCCCCGAUGAGAAAGCCUUGUUCCUGUCAGACAUUCUUCCGACAAGUUAUCAUGCUGUGGUAGAUACUGGCGUUCAUGACGGGGACGUAGUUGGAAUUUGGGGUUUGGGCCCCAUUGGCAUGUAUGCUGCAAAAUGGGCACAACUCAAAGGAGCCAGUCGCGUCAUCGGAAUUGAUAAAGUACCGGAGCGCCUCGCAUUUGCAAAGGAAAAACUCGGGAUUGAGGUUAUUGACUUUAGCAAAUUCUCUGACAUUCCGAAACGCAUUUAUGAGCUUGUUCCCCGGGGUCUCGAUGUUGCACUUGACUGUGGAACCUUCCACGAACCGAAGACCAUGAUGCACAAAGUUCAGAAGUUGAUGAUGCUAGAGACAGAUUCUCCCGAGACCAUUAACGAGAUGAUUGUCUCGGUCAGAAAGUUGGGAAGAUGCGGCAUCAUUGCAGCAUACGCUGGUUUUGCCAACGGCGUCAAUAUCGGUGCAUUGAUGGAAAAGGGCGUUCGUUUGAUUGGGAAUGGUCAAGCGCCCGUUCACUUGUACUGGAAAGAGAUUUUGCACGAUUACAUCAUGACCGGAGAAUUUGACCCCACGUUUGUUAUUACACACAGAGUACCUCUUGAAGACAUGUCUAAGCUUUACAGUGCGUUUGACACUCGACAGUCCGGUGUCGAAAAGGUCUUUGUCGAGACCAAGUUCUCAUCAAAGCCAAGCGUUGGCUGCCCCUCCGUUAGCAGGGUAUCGGAGUGGAGUUCGAUUAAUUAA